UUGAUACACUUUAAUAAUAAUAAACUUAUGCAUAUGGUUUUACAAGAGGCCGCUCCACAGACGAUGCUGGCAUUUAAUUAAUUUUCGAGAUUUUAAAUGCUUGGGAAAAUUCUCAUGAUGCCAUUGGAGUUUUUUUGCGAUUUAUCAAAGGCUUUUGACUGUAUCCAUCACAAAAUCCUAAUCAAUAUCUUCAACACUAUUGCAUGGAAUCAUACCUGAGCGAUAGAAUUCAAAAGGUUACUGUAAAUGGAGCUAUAUCACAGGGAUCGGGAUCCUCUGUUACUAUGGGUGUAUCGCAAGGCUCCACACUUGGUCCCUUCGUAGUCCUCGUCUAUAUAAAUGACCUACUAUUUCUUGUAAAAGAGCUUCACGAGAUAGUACUGUUUGCUGACGACACUUCGCUUUUAUUUAAAGUGAAAGAACGAAAUCCAUCACUUGAGAAUGAAAACAGUGCCAUCUCCAGUGUAGUUCACUGGUUUAAUACAAAUAAUCUUAAGCUAAACGGAAAGAAGACAAAAUGUAUUAAACUUGUAACUACAAAUGGAAAAAGUAGUAAUUUUAAAAUCCAAUCCUUUGAUAAAUCGUAACGAUUGUGAAACAGUAAAACCAUUCUGCUAACUUUGCAAAAGAUUGUAAUUAUUAAAGAUAUUGAUUGCUCAAGCAUUAUUUCUUUACGUAUUUAAACAAUGCAGGCAACAUAGAUACAUCAAUACAAUCUAAACAUUUAUCCUAAGUUUAUUGUUUACCUAUAUGUUAUUACUCUCAGUUUAUUAGAUUAGAUAAUGUGUAUAAAAGUGUAGUAAGACCACACACCCAUCUUUUUGUUUUAUAGUGUUUGUUUUUUUUAAACGUCAUUAAGCAAUAGUUUAAGAAACUUAUUAGAGGCUACUAUUAUUCAUAUGAUAAUUAUUAGUCAUUAUCAUUUUUGUGUUAUGUACUUACCAGUGGUGAUAAGUAUAUAAUAGAGCUAUUGUGACAAUACAUUAGUUCUAACUGGUAAUAUAAACAUUUAAACGCAUUUAAGGCUAAUAUACAGGAGUUAUUCGGUGUUCGGAAGUUACAACAAACUGGACAAUCACUUUAAAUAGUUGAGCUGAGAUAAGUUUUAACUAGUCAUAUAUUGAAGUUUACGGUGAGACAAUGAUGACAGUUUACAUUGUUGUUGUUUCCUGAUGGUGACGCCUCGUUUACAAAUCGCAAGACAAAAUUUCAAAACAAUGUGUUGUGGAUUGUUUUGGUUCAUGUAAUUUGAUAUUUUUUUAGCCGAUAUUUUUAUUUAUUUCAAUGAUAGCAUGAUCUAAAAUUCCGAAACAAAUGCCUAAAGCAAUACGUAAAAUGCUUGAAAAUGGAUAUUCCUAUGACGAACCCGAUCGAAUGCCGAAUAAUAUAAAUAUAACUUAUUUUGAUAUCUUCAUGUAUGUUGUUGCCAUUGUGGGCCACUUUAUAGACUUAGGAUUAGAUAUUAAUGUUGCCGUACAGUAUUGCUUAUCUCGUAAGAUGAUGGAAUUUGGUUGGACCUUAGUUUUUAUACUUUUACCGGCAUUUGUGAAUACAGCUGUUUCUGUUCGAAUGUACUCUCAAGACAAGCAGCAAGAUUCAUUAAGUAAUGAGUUCACAAAGAGAAAAUGGCUUCGAAUAUUCAUACUAGUUCUUCAAAUGGCACCUAUUCUCCGAUUUGCUGAUGCUCUCAUCUAUGCUAUCAAAUCUCGUCGAGCUGCCUAUAAACGUGAUCAGGCAUCCCAAAGAAUGUACUAUAGUUUAAUGCUAAAAGAGGAUUCUGAUGCAGCAUUACUUCGAAUAUUUGAAUGCUUUUUAGAAGCAGCCCCACAGCAAGUUUUACAGACUAGUUUACUGAUGCGACAGAAUGAUCAACUGGCUAUACAUCAACUGCUAUCUAUCUGCUCAUCAAUUGUGGGCAUGGGAUGGUGUCUUGCAGCUUAUCAGCGAGCCGUGAGAUACGCGCAGCAAAAUAAAAACAAUAUUACGUGGCAUGGCACUGUAUUCCAAGUGGCCUGGCAUUUCUUGGUUACAUUGAGCCGAAUCACAUCAAUAUCAAUAAUAGCCUACCUCUUUCCGUACUGGACUGUUCUUGCUUGCACUAUACAUAUUCUCAUAAUGACAACUUGGUUACAAUUAGUUGACCAAUCAACAUUUUGCUCUCAAAAUAAAUUAGCUGAAUUCUUCUUCUCUCUAGCGUUAGGAGCAGUAUACUUAUUUACAUAUAUUUUACCAGUUGAAGGACGGACAAGAUAUAGAUAUGCCUUAUACUACAGUACAUGUGGAAUACAAAAUGUUAUAUGUGGUAUUUUAUGGUUUUUAUUUGUAGAUGAAGAAAUGAGAAUAUCAAUAUAUUUUUAUCCAGUGCUAGUUAUAAGUAUAAUUCCAUACAUGUUAGGUGUAGUUUUUAUGUUGAUGUACUAUGGAUGCUUCCAUCCAAAAGUUAGUGUUACAUUAUCUGUUUCUUUUAAAGGUGAUGAUGUGGAAGUUAGUUAAAACUUUUUUUUUAAUAAACAGUACAAAAUGCAUUUCUACAAAUAAGUUAUAGUUUCACAAUUAGAAAGAUAUUACUCAUGCCACUAAAAACUAGUGAUAUAUUUUUU
Molecule: messenger RNA, 2600 nt
Organism: Pieris brassicae (large cabbage white)
Lineage: Eukaryota; Metazoa; Arthropoda; Insecta; Lepidoptera; Pieridae
Product: XK-related protein 4
Exons: 5
Coding region: 1315-2493 (392 amino acids)
Biological process (GO): apoptotic process involved in development; phosphatidylserine exposure on apoptotic cell surface; engulfment of apoptotic cell
Cellular component (GO): plasma membrane
Source: RefSeq, a predicted model, not a curated record